AUGGAAACAAGACGAUACGGUGCUGAAUGGGUGGACAGCAACAGGUCUAAGCUCAUUCAAAGCGUCACUUUAGUGAUGCCAAUAGCAGAUGAAAUGAGACAGCAAAGCAUGAUCCGUGAAGAGACAUACAACAAAAUUGAUGCUGCAACAACAAGCCAGGACAAGAUGAGGGAACUGUACAAGGCCCUGACUACUCAAGAAGUCAAAUCUGCUUUCUACAGAAACCUCCAAGAAAUUCAGCCGGAGACAUGUGAAACAGAAGAUGUUAUCAAGAAGGCCAUCAACAAGAACAAAGAAUAUCUGAGGCAAAAGUGUCAGUGGCAGUUGGAAGGCACUGAAAAGUCUUCUAUCGAGGAAAAAUCAUUGGAUAAAAUUUACACAGAGCUUCACAUUAUAAAAGGGGAGAGUGAACAUGUCAAUGAACAACAUGAGAUCUGGGAGAUUGAAGAUAAAGCGAGAAAUCAAACUGUUGAGGGUACAAAAAUCAACUCUAAUGACAUCUUUAAACAUGAGCAAGACGACAAAGAAGUGAAAGCAAUUCGGACUGUGAUGACAAAGGGGAUCGCUGGCAUUGGAAAAACUGUCUCUGUGAAGAAGUUCAUCCUUGACUGGGCAGAUGGAAAAGCCAAUCAGGACUUGGACUUCAUCUUUAUGUUUCCAUUCAGGGAGCUAAAUCUGGUCCAAGAUGAUCAGAUUAGCUUUGAGAACCUUGUGAAAACAUUCCAUCCAGAACUUAAAACCAUAGCAGUUGCGAGAGCUUUGGCUGAACGUAAAGUUUUGUUCAUCUUUGAUGGCCUUGAUGAAAGUCAACUUCAGCUGAAAUUCAAAACGACCAAAAGACUGACAGAUGCUAUGAAGGAAUCCUCAGUGGACACUCUGGUGACCAACCUUAUCAGGAAACAUCUUCUUCCCUCUGCACUUGUUUGGAUUACCUCAAGACCAGGAGCAGUUCAACGCAUCCCUCGUGAGUAUGUUUACCAGUGGACCGAGGUCAGAGGAUUUGAUGAUCUACAAAAAAUAGAGUACUUCAGAAAGAGAGUUGAGGACAAAGCAGUUGCUGAAAAAAUAAUUGAACACAUAACAAUGUCACGGAGCCUGUACAUUAUGUGUCACAUACCUAUCUUCUGUUGGAUUGCUGUACAUGUUUUUGAGUAUUUGAUGCGUAAAAUGGGAAACACCAGAGUUGGGAACCAAAAAAUACCCACAACUCUUACUGGGAUGUACACACACUUCCUCCUUAAUCAGAUGACGAUUGCUAAUGAAAAAUAUGGCGAGCAGGAAGAGCCUGAUACAGCAGAGAUCUUUAAGUCAAAUGAAGAGUUCAUUUUGAAAUUAGGCAGGUUGGCUUUUGAACAACUGGAAAAAGGCCGGAUCAUAUUCACUGCUGAAGAUCUGAAGAAGUAUGACAUAGAUAUAAGGAAAGCUGGAGUUUACUGUGGGUUGUGUACAGCAAUAUUCAAAGAAGAGAGCGUGUUCUUCACAAAGAAACUUUACUGCUUUGUGCAUCUGACAGUUCAAGAGUAUUUUGCUGCUCUCUUUGUAUAUCACAGUUUUGCAAACAAAAAAAUCGAUUCUGAAAGUCUCAAGGAUUUCAUGCUAAAAGGAUCUGAUGAAGAGCUCAAGUCUAUCUUGGAAACAGUUCCAGUGGAUCUACCUUUGAAUGAACUGAUUGAAAUUACAAUAGCUAAUUCGACUCUGAGAACGACCGGAGAACUGGACAUGUUUCUCAGGUUCCUUAUUGGCUUGUCUCUGCAAUCAGCAGAAGAACCACUCCAAAGUCUGAUUCAACAGACUGAAGAACACUCUGCAAAUAUUGAGGAAAUUCGUUCAAGUCUGGUAGAUAUAGAUUUAUAUGACUGCUCAGCUGAAAGAUGUCUAAACCUUGUCCACUGCCUGACUGAGUUGAAAGACAGUUCCCUACAUGAUUCAGUACGAAAGUAUCUGAAACCAAAUUGUUUUCCUGAAUCACCACUCUCUCCUGUUGAGUGUUCAGCUCUGGCUGACCUGAUUCUGAUGUCAAACACACCUCUGGAUGAAUUCAAUCUCAAGAAAUACAGACCAUCAGGAAGAGGUAUCUUUAGACUUCUUCCAGCUGUGAGAAACUGCAAAAAAGCAAGAAUCUCAGGCCUGGACCUUAGUGUUUCGGAAUAUAAAACGAUCUCUUCAGCUCUUUGCAUACCACGCUCAGUGUUGACUGAGCUGCACCUAGUCAAUAACACAUUUUAUAACAAGGACCACGAAGGUGCAGAAAUCUUGGCUGAUGGGCUAAAAAAUUCUCAGUGUAAACUAGAGGCUCUAAGUCUUUCUGGUAAAGAACUCUCAGAAACACAGGCUGAAGAUUUGGCAUCAGCCAUCAAAUCAGUCAUUUCAAAUCUAAGAGAACUGGAGUUGAGUGGCAACAUCCUGAGGGACUCACUAUGCUCUGUGCUGUCAGUUGGAUUAGGAUGCCCUAAACUGGAGAAGCUCAGACUGAACCGAAAUCCCAAGCCUGCAAAAAUCUGCCAAGAGUUAGUGGCAGCCUUCAAAUCCAGCACCUGUUGUCUGAGAGAGCUGCAACUGAACUUUGUCAAUUUUAAAGUCUCAGAAAUGAAGAUCCUGUCAGCUGGGCUGAUGAGCCCGAACUGUAGACUGGAGGCAUUAAGUCUCACUCACAACAAAGUCAUGGAGAAAGGCUGUGAGAUGCUGGCCUCAGCACUCAGCUCCAGACCUUCCCACCUGAAAGAGUUGGACCUGAGCUACAAUGACCUACAAGACUCGGGUGUGAUGGAACUGUGCAAUGCACUGACAAGCCCACACUGUGGUUUACAAACACUCAGGCUAUCAUUUUGUAAAGUGACAGAUGAUGGAGGCUCCUCUUUGGUCUCAGCUCUAAACUUGAACCACUGCAGUCUCAAAAAUCUGGACAUCAGCUUUAAUGACCUCACUGAUGACAUAGUCCAGAUGCUGAAGGAAAAACAGAGGGAUUCAUGCUGCAGUCUGGAAAAACUCAAUGUGGACCAAAACGCAGAAUGCUGGGUUGACCUGAAGCUGCUGAGAGAGUAUGCCUGUGACCUAACACUUGACCCAAACACAGCAGGUGGGAAUAUUAUUUUGACCAAGGAGAACAAAAUGGCAGAAUAUGUUCCAGAGAAGCAACCAUAUCCUGAUCAUCCAGACAGAUUUGAUGCCAUCCAGGUUCUCUCUGAAGAAGGUCUGACAGGUCGCCAUUACUGGGAGGUUGAGUGUUUAUGGGCUGAUGUUGGAGUGGCAUAUAAAAGUAUUGACCGGGUGGGAGACUCUUCCUCUGAAUUUUCUUUUGGAAAAAAUGAAAAGUCUUGGUGCUGGAUGAAUGAUGGUUGUUUUUAUCAUAACAAUUCCUGUAUAAACUUUGUAGACUGUGCAGCACUUUCUAGUCAUAUCAUAGGAGUUUAUCUGGACUGGCCGGCAGGGAUUUUGUCCUUUUUUGAAGUCUCUCCUGAUACAGUUACCCACCUGUACACCGUGCACACAACCUUCACUGAACCACUCCAUGCUGGUUUCAGUCUGGAUAAUGGAUCAGUUUACCUCUGUAAAAUAAAGUAAGUAGACAUUUUGGAUGAAAGGAAAGGGACCCUAUUUGAGUAUAAGCAUACAGUAUACCAUACAUUGCAUUACAGUAUACUACAGCCCUGUCACACAUGGAACAAGUA
This is a messenger RNA of Pelmatolapia mariae (spotted tilapia), 3668 nucleotides long. RefSeq names its product NACHT, LRR and PYD domains-containing protein 12-like. Gene Ontology annotation, biological process: intracellular signal transduction; regulation of apoptotic process. Gene Ontology annotation, molecular function: protein binding. The transcript has 11 exons. Bases 1 to 3561 code for a protein of 1186 amino acids. The record is from RefSeq and is a predicted model, not a curated record. Lineage: Eukaryota; Metazoa; Chordata; Actinopteri; Cichliformes; Cichlidae.